Humulus lupulus (European hop) is the source of this 1370-nucleotide messenger RNA. RefSeq names its product serine racemase. Gene Ontology annotation, biological process: D-serine biosynthetic process; L-serine metabolic process; pyruvate biosynthetic process. The transcript is spliced from 7 exons. The coding region runs from base 219 to 1220 and encodes 333 amino acids. Gene Ontology annotation, molecular function: serine racemase activity; pyridoxal phosphate binding; ATP binding. The record is from RefSeq and is a predicted model, not a curated record. NCBI's taxonomy places the organism in Eukaryota, Viridiplantae, Streptophyta, Magnoliopsida, Rosales, Cannabaceae.
GGUACCACCAACACCGAAAAAGGAACUGUGUGAAGUGAAGAGAGAAGCAGCUGUUUCAAGAGUACAUUACUUUACUUGCAAACAUCGCAAGUUUUUGUUGCUGAUAAUUUCGUUUCUUUUCCUCCUUUUGAUGAAUUCAACCUUCUGUUUCUAGUUGUCGAAAUCAGUUUUGGAGGUGAAAAAUCUACAUAUUAUUUUUCCCACUUGGUUGUUUUGAGAUGGAAGUAGAAAGCCAAAAAAGAGAGGUAAAAUAUGCUGCUGAUAUUUGCUCAAUCAAGGAAGCACAAGCUCGUAUCAGCUCAUUCAUACACAAAACUCCUGUUUUGUCCUCUGAAUCUUUAGAUGCUCUUUCAGGAAGGCGGCUUUUCUUCAAAUGUGAACUUUAUCAAAAGGGUGGAGCUUUUAAGUUCAGAGGUGCCUGCAAUGCUGUGUUUUCACUCAAUGAUGAUCAGGCUGCUAAAGGGGUUAUUACCCACAGCAGUGGUAAUCAUGCUGCAGCAUUGGCUUUGGCCGCAAAACUGCGAGGAAUUCCUGCAUAUAUUAUUAUACCGAAAAAUGCGCCAGAAUGUAAAGUGGAGAAUGUAGCGCGGUACGGUGGUCAGAUUAUCAGGUGUGAGCCCAAUAUGCAGUCUAGGGAGAGUACAGCAGCCAAGGUGUUGGAAGAAACUGGAGCAGUUCUUCUACAUCCUUACAAUGAUGGGCGUAUCAUAAGUGGACAGGGAACCAUAUCAUUGGAGCUUCUGGAGCAAGCUCCACAAAUUGACACUAUCAUAGCUCCCAUAAGUGGAGGUGGUUUAAUAUCAGGAGUGGCUUUGGCUGCCAAGUUUAUCAACCCAGCCAUCCGAAUAUUAGCUGCUGAACCCAAAGGAGCUAAUGACGCCGCUCAGUCCAAAGCCGCUGGUAAGAUAAUAACACUACCGGAGACCAACACUGUCGCUGAUGGGCUUCGAGCUUUCCUUGGAGACCUUACUUGGCCCAUUGUGCGAGAUCUUGUUGAUGAUGUCAUAACUGUGGAAGAUAAUGAGAUAAUAGAAGCCAUGAAACUGUGUUAUCAGAUUCUGAAAGUUGCCGUUGAACCUAGUGGAGCAAUUGGUCUAGCUGCUGUUUUAUCCAGUAGUUUCAAGGAAAACCCAGCAUUGAAGGAUUGUAGCCGCAUAGGAAUUAUACUUUCCGGAGGUAACGUUGAUUUAGGCCCCCUAUGGGAAUCAUUCAAAAGAUGAUGAUUAAUCUAUUUGCUUCUUCACGAAUUAUCACUUCUUUUGGCAUUGGUAUUUGAAUUCCUCUUUUUUUUUUUUAAACUAGUGGCCCUACCCAACUUCAGUGUACACUGUUACUUGGAAAUUUAGUAAUAAAGCUGUGGAAUAUCACAA